Messenger RNA from Ilex paraguariensis (yerba mate), 3147 nucleotides. The record is from the annotation of a GenBank genome assembly. NCBI's taxonomy places the organism in Eukaryota, Viridiplantae, Streptophyta, Magnoliopsida, Aquifoliales, Aquifoliaceae.
AUGGCGGUGAAGUUUUUGUCAUUGGCGUGUAUACGAAACGAGAGUAGGCAUGGAGACUUGUCGCCGAGGCCACACUACCCAUCAAUGCCCAAGUACCCAAAAGGCUUGUCGUCGGAUCAAGAGAAGAAUAUGGAAGGAUCGGAGGCCAUAGCUUUGUUUUCCGUCAUCGGAAUGACGUGCUCCGCGUGCGCUGGGUCGGUGGAGAAGGCGGUGAAGCGGCUCCCCGGAAUCAUAGAGGCGGCUGUUGAUGUUCUCAAUAAUCGAGCUCAAGUCACGUUCUACUCCACCUUCGUUAACGAGGAAACAAUCCGCGAGACCAUUGAAGAUGUGGGAUUUCAGGCCACUUUGAUUAAAGAAGAGAUGAAUGAAAAAGCCACCCAAGUCUGCCGGAUCUGCAUAAAAGGAAUGACCUGCACCUCUUGCUCCACAACUGUUGAAUCUGCUUUGCAGGUCAUACCUGGUGUACAAAAGGCCCAAGUUGCAUUAGCAACUGAAGAGGCCGAAGUGCAUUAUGAUCCAAAAAUCGUGAGCUACAAUCAGUUUUUACAAACCAUAGAAGAUACUGGAUUUGAAGGCAUACUGAUCAGUACGGGGGAAGAUAGGAGCAAAAUCCAGCUAAAAAUUGAUGGAGUACGAACUGACAAUUCAAUGAGAAUGAUUGAAAAUUCCCUACAAGCACUCCCAGGGGUCCAAAAUAUAGAUCUAGAUAUUGGGCUACAGAAAUUUUCCCUUUCUUACAAACCAGAUUUGACAGGACCUAGAAAUUUUAUUAGAGUAAUUGAGUCAACUGGGUCAGGCCGUUACAAGGCGGUGAUAUUUCCUGAAGGAGGAGGAAGAGAUGUCCAUAGACAGGAGGAAAUUAAACAAUACUAUAGAUCCUUCCUAUGGAGUUUGGUUUUUACAAUUCCAGUAUUCUUAACCUCCAUGGUUCUUAUGUAUAUCCCUGGAAUUAAGCAUGGAUUGGAUACCAAAGUGGUCAAUAUGCUGACUAUUGGAGAGCUUUUGAGGUGGAUACUAUCUACUCCAGUGCAGUUCAUCAUUGGCCGACGAUUCUACACUGGUUCUUACAAAGCAUUGCGACAUGGCUCUGCAAAUAUGGACGUCUUGAUCGCCUUGGGAACAAAUGCAGCCUACUUCUAUUCGGUCUACUCUGUGUUGAGAGCUGCUAGUUCUCCAACUUUUAAGGCCACUGAUUUUUUUGAGACUAGCUCAAUGCUCAUUUCAUUCAUUCUGCUGGGCAAGUAUCUGGAGGUUUUGGCCAAGGGGAAAACAUCUGAGGCCAUUGCCAAGCUUAUGGAUUUAGCUCCUGGGACAGCAACUUUGCUAACCCUUGACGAUGAAGGCAAUGUCAUAAACGAGGAGGAAAUAGAUAGUCGUUUGAUACAAAAGAAUGAUAUUAUUAAAAUCAUUCCUGGGGCAAAAGUAGCUUCAGAUGGUUUUGUCAUUUGGGGACAAAGCUAUGUGAAUGAGAGCAUGAUAACAGGAGAGUCUCGACCUGUGGCAAAGAGGAAGGGCGACACGGUGAUUGGAGGAACUGUGAAUGAUAAUGGGGUCUUACAUAUUAAGGCCACACGGGUUGGGUCGGAGAGUGCUCUUUCACAGAUUGUUCGACUAGUUGAAUCUGCACAAAUGGCUAAAGCUCCUGUGCAGAAAUUUGCUGACCGUAUUUCCAAAUUCUUUGUGCCACUCGUUAUAUUUCUCUCCUUUUCCACUUGGCUUGCCUGGUUUUUAUCUGGAAAGUUGAAUGGUUAUCCGAAAUCUUGGAUACCUUCUUCCAUGGAUAGCUUUCAGCUUGCACUCCAGUUUGGCAUCUCUGUCAUGGUCAUAGCCUGUCCAUGCGCGCUUGGCCUUGCAACUCCCACUGCUGUUAUGGUUGGUACGGGUGUUGGUGCUUCUCAAGGUAUCCUGAUCAAAGGGGGUCAGGCACUAGAAAGUGCACAUAAGGUCAAUUGCAUUGUGUUUGAUAAGACUGGGACCCUCACUAUAGGCAAGCCAGUGGUAGUGAACACGAGGCUUUUGAAAAAUAUGGUGCUUCGAGACUUUUAUGAACUUGCUGCUGCUGCUGAGGCUAACAGUGAGCACCCCUUAGCUAAGGCCAUUGUUGAGUAUGCCAAGAAAUUUAGAGAAGACGGAGAGAAUCUUGUCUGGCCAGAAGCUCGAGACUUUGAUUCCAUAACUGGCCACGGGGUGAAAGCUGUUGUUCGGAACAAGGAGAUAAUUGUGGGAAACAAGAGCUUGAUGUUGGAUCAAAAAAUUACCAUUCCAGUUGAUGCUGAAGAAAUACUAGCUGAAACUGAAGGUUUGGCUCAAACUGGGAUUCUUGUAGCUAUGGAUGGGGAAGUGGUUGGAGUUCUAGCCAUAUCUGAUCCAUUGAAGCCUAGUGCGCAUGAAGUCAUUUCCAUCCUUAAGUCUAUGAAUGUCGAGAGUAUAAUGGUGACAGGUGACAACUGGGGAACUGCAAAUUCCAUUGCCAAGGAAGUUGGAAUUGACACUGUUAUUGCAGAAGCCAAACCUGAGCAUAAAGCCAAGAAAGUGAAGGAACUACAGGCUUCAGGCUGUACCGUGGCAAUGGUAGGGGAUGGGAUCAAUGACUCACCAGCACUUGUGGCUGCAGACGUUGGCAUGGCAAUUGGUGCGGGCACAGACAUUGCCAUUGAGGCAGCUGACAUUGUUCUCAUGAAGAGCAAUUUGGAGGAUGUGAUAACUGCUAUAGACCUAUCCAGGAAAACCUUUUCCCGAAUCCGACUGAAUUACAUUUGGGCAUUGGGAUAUAAUCUCCUUGGGAUCCCGAUCGCUGCAGGGGCCCUUUUCCCAUCCACCGGAUUCCGGUUACCCCCAUGGAUUGCCGGAGCUGCUAUGGCAGCAUCUUCAGUGAGUGUUGUUUGCUGCUCUCUCUUGUUGAAAUAUUACAGGAGACCCAAAAAGCUGGACACACUUGAGAUAGGAGGAAUAACUGUUGAGUGAUGAUGAUGGUGGUGAAAUAUGCCUAUUUGUGUAUAGCUUUGCAGGACUAGAAUUGGCUUGGCAAUAAGUUUAGACUGUUCAGUAAAUAGGUUGAUGAAGUAUAAAAUGUUCAUAACGGUUGCUUGCUAUGCCUUGUACACAUAAUCGUUAUCAAUUGUGCUAGUAGGAUCCAUAUAAAGUAAG